AUGCUAGUUUCAAUUAUAUUUGAAAUAGAUGACAUAGUGAUGCUAUUGAAAAUGCGGGAAUGGUCGGAAGAGCUUGAGAUGAUUCUAGCUCAUCAAUGUUUUACUCAACUGAAGACUCGAAUUCCUCCAGUUUUAGCGAUUAUGAUACUUUUAGAAGACCUAGAAAUAAUUACGGAAUCUAGUAAAGACUUAAAAGAAGCAAUAAAUUAG
This is a messenger RNA of Blepharisma stoltei, 210 nucleotides long. NCBI's taxonomy places the organism in Eukaryota, Ciliophora, Heterotrichea, Heterotrichida, Blepharismidae. The record is from the annotation of a GenBank genome assembly.